AUGGAAAAAGAGAAAGCAUUCUUCAAAAUCACAAAUACCAUAUGGAUCAUCUCAUGCAACGUGCACCAGAAGGUGAAGGAAAGAAUCAGACAACAGACUGAAAGCAGAGUCGUUUCAGAUGGCAAUAAAAGUAGCUCCUUGGUCGGAGGAGUUUACGGAAUUGCUGGUGCUGGAAAUAACAAAUCUUUCUUUUCCACUACAUGGCACAAGAACUUGAGUACAAACAGUCUGAUGCAUCUAGAGGGAGGAUUUAACGGUGGGUACCAUUAUAACGGGCGUGACAUUAUGAAAAAAGAUUAUGUCUGGACAUCCAACAAGGCGGAGAGCACAACAGUCAAUUCUACCUCCUCAACAUUGGGAGCUGCUCGAUAG
Messenger RNA from Striga asiatica, 372 nucleotides. The record is from the annotation of a GenBank genome assembly. Lineage: Eukaryota; Viridiplantae; Streptophyta; Magnoliopsida; Lamiales; Orobanchaceae.